This is a messenger RNA of Ostertagia ostertagi, 684 nucleotides long. NCBI's taxonomy places the organism in Eukaryota, Metazoa, Nematoda, Chromadorea, Rhabditida, Trichostrongylidae. The record is from the annotation of a GenBank genome assembly.
GUGAACUGGAGUCCGUCGCCACAUCUCUGCAUUCCUCCACGCAAAGAUGGCCUUUCAUUUGCCGACGAGCGGGUUGCGAAAAUCGUCAUUGAAGCCACGAAGGUUCAUGAUCUGAUACUGGUCUAUCAUCCGAACAUUCGAGAACAGAUUGCUACAAUUGGACCACAGAAGGCCAAUGUUCGCAGUGCUACGGAGGUCGACAGAUUUCAGCAGGCGCUGGAACGCGUUACAGCACAGGCUCGAGAACGAAUAGAUCUCAAUGUGAUGGUUGUCUCUCCGCAUGGCCUCGUAGAUGUCUCCGAACGAAACAUAAGGGUCCUCGAUGACUAUCUGCCAAUGGAACUGCUCCAGACGUCCGUUGGAAGUGGAGCGGUCAUGCAGCUAAUCGCCAUGCCUGGGAAAACUCAUCAAGUCUACUCACAACUACGAAAUCAUACACCCAUACCGAAUGUCAAAGUCUACUACACCACUCCCAAGGUCGGUGAUCUCCCCGAAUGGUAUCACUACAAGAAAUCGUCUACGGUACCUGAUUUGAUACUUGUGGCUCAACCAGGAUAUGCUAUAAUCACGCGAGAUCCGAGCAAGCAAAUUGCAGAACAGCUAUCUAGUGAAGUGAGGGCGGGUAUGAGUGGCUAUAAUAAUCACUAUCCGGAUAUGCAAGGAGUUUUUCUCGCCUAUGGGCCA